GAAUCGCCGGCAUCACUUGAGGAUCUCAACUCUCUUUUAGCGGGGAAAAUAUCCCGGCGGCGACCGGAUAGAUCCGUUUGCUCCCGAUAUUUCCUAUAAAUACCCACACCCGUCACCCCUCCCCUCAUUCUCCCUCUCUAUCUCUCAGCUUCUCGUGGUUCAAAAAGCUUCACAAUCAGGAUUUUAAUUUUCAGGAGAAUGGAAAAGUUGUUCCAAUCCCCAUUCGCCUGAACUCUGUUACAGAUAUUCAGCUGAACUAAGAUAAUUGUACAGGCAUGUCAUUUUUCUACAGCUUCAAUGUUUUUGGCAGCAUGUGCAUGUGCCCAUCUUGCAAUGUUAAGCAUUUGGAAACGAAGUGAGGUCGCCAUCAUUUUGAAGGCCUGAGUGCUGUUCACCUGCGUCAUUGGCAUGUCAUAGGCCUUCUGGUUCAAAAGUGAACCAGGAAGAGCACCACGAAAAUCUUUUCAGCCACAGGUUUAGUUCGUAUGCAUUUGCAUAAGAUAUGGGUUGUCGAGGGAAGCCAUUCCUUGAUCUCAAUGAACCCCCUGCUGAAGAGGAAGAAGAGAGCAGCGUUGUCCUGUGUCCGCAGAAAAUUAUUCCUUCUUCAAACCCUUUACCCCUUGAUUUGUUUGCAUCAUCAGAAGGUCAUCCGAGGAUAGUCAAUAAUCAUGCAUUCUCACAUGCAUCUUCUGUCUCAGGCUUUCAGCCUUUUGUUAGGAUCAAAGCAGUGCAUCGUUCCAAAGCGCAUGUUACACAGAGGGCAGAUGAUUCAAAUAAUGAUGCCUCAUCAUCCGUGGUAGGAAAUAGUGAAGAAAAUAAAGUAACACAGCUGGCGACUUCUGGCACUUCAGGUACUCAAGUGGUUGAAAGAGAAGAAGGGGAAUGGUCUGAUAUGGAGGGUACUGCUGAAGCAGCAUUAGGGAGCAGCGUGAGUGGAAAGCAAGAAGGAAAUGUCAUGGUUAAUGGUGAAUCUGGACUGAAGGAAGGUUCAGAUGAAAGAAAUCUUUUUAGUUCAGGAAAGGCGUCUGCAACUAUUUCUCAUGAUGUUGGGCCAACUGAUAGUAACAAGAAGGAAGUUGUGGAUGUCAUCACGGAUGAGAAUAGUCAUGCAUCUUUGGGAUCAGAGCCGGAUCCAAGUGCUAGUGAUGGCAAAACUUCAGAUGGUAAUAUUAAAGGAGAAGUACCUACAGAUGGGACUGAUGAAUCUUUCAUGAAACAAAAAGAGAUAAAAGGGGUUGAAGCUAGUCAUGCACUUAAGUGUGCGAAUAAUCUUGGAAAGAGGCAUAAGCUUGACCAGCACAAGGAAGCAAUGCUAGGGAAAAAGCGGAACAGACAGACUGUGUUUCUUAAUUUGGAGGAUGUUAAACAAGCUGGCCCUAUUAAGAGUCCUGCCCCGAGGAGGCAAACUUAUUCGUCACCUAUGACCACACGUACAGUGAAGGAAAUUCGUACUAUUCCUGCCCCAGCUGAACGUACUGGAGAAAGGCAAGGGCAGCAGCCUGUAACAAAGGAUCAGAAGCAACCUGAUACAUUCUGCAAUGAAGGAAGUUCUUCCCUGGAGUUUCAUGACCAGAAGUCCGAAUCCGAUGGUGAUAUCAAUCCAGGACUCCAGCCUCGUUCUAAGAAGUUAAACAAUGGGAGUGAUUUUUCUGCAGAAGUAUAUCCACCUCCAAUUCCAAGACAAGGGUCAUGGAAGCCCACAGACUCAAGGCAGCUCAGGAAUCAGCAGCCCACGAAUAGGAAAGUGGCUGUGGCUGGUCAAAACAGGGAAUCUCCAGAUACGAAAACAGUAAUCAAGAAGUAUCCUCCCUCCAAGAAGCAAACUGCGAACAUCACACAAUAUCAAGACACAUCAGUGGAACGUCUUCUCCGGGAAGUGACCAAUGAUAAAUUCUGGCAGCAGACAGAAGAGACAGACCUCCAGUGUGUCCCUGGACGAUUUGAAUCCGUAGAAGAGUAUGUGAGAGUAUUUGAGCCUUUGCUUUUCGAGGAAUGUCGGGCACAACUAUACAGCACUUGGGAGGAGUUCACGGAGAUGGUCUCAAGAGAUGCACAUGUCAUGGUUCGUGUAAAAAGUGUGGAAAGACGAGAAAGAGGAUGGUAUGAUGUGAUAGUUCUGCCGCAGCAUGAAUGCAAAUGGACGUUUAAGGAGGGCGAUGUUGCAAUUCUUUCAACUCCCCGGCCUGGCGCAGCAGCCAGACCUAAGAAGAAUAACAAUCAUGGUUUGAAUGAGGAUGAUGUGGAGUCUGAAGUUACUGGGCGGGUUGCAGGUACUGUUAGGCGACAUUCGCCUAUUGAUACCCGAGAUCCUCUGGGAGCUAUUCUUCAUUUUUAUGUUGGGGAUUCUUGUGAUUCUAAUAGCAAGAUAGACGAUGAUCACAUUUUAAGGAAACUCCAGCCUAAGGGAAUCUGGUAUCUCACUGUGCUUGGAUCUCUUGCAACUACACAACGUGAAUAUAUUGCUUUGCAUGCAUUUCGUCGUCUCAGUUUGCAGAUGCAAAAUGCGAUCCUUAAACCCAGUCCAGAGCAUUUUCCAAAAUAUGAAGAGCAGCCUCCUGCAAUGCCUGAAUGUUUUACACAAAAUUUCACUGAAUACCUGCAUAGAACUUUCAAUGGACCUCAAUUGUCUGCAAUUAAGUGGGCUGCGAUGCAUACAGCUGCUGGUACCAGCAGCGCUGGCAUGACAAAAAGGCAAGAUCCUUGGCCUUUUACUCUGGUUCAAGGCCCUCCGGGAACAGGGAAGACACAUACAGUGUGGGGAAUGCUGAAUGUCAUCCAUCUAGUCCAGUACCAACACUAUUAUGCUGCACUUCUUAAGAAGCUUGCUCCUGAAAGCCAUAAGCAAACGAAUGAGAGCAAUUUCGAGAGUGUCAGCACAGGAUCCAUUGAUGAAGUCUUGCAGAGUAUGGAUAAUAACCUCUUUCGAAUUUUGCCAAAGCUUUGUCCAAAACCUCGAAUGCUUGUAUGCGCUCCAUCGAAUGCAGCCACUGAUGAAUUGCUGGCCCGUGUUCUUGAUCGUGGAUUCAUUGAUGGUGAAAUGAAAGUAUAUCGACCUGAUGUUGCUCGGGUUGGUGUUGAUUCACAAACACGAGCUGCUCAGGCUGUUUCUGUUGAGCGUAGGACUGAACAGCUUUUAGUCAAGGGCCGUGAAGAAAUUAUUGGUUGGAUGCAGCAGUUGAAACUCCAUGAAGCUAAGUUCUCACAGCAAAUAGCCUGUCUUCAGAGGGAACUCAAUGUUGCAGCUGCAGCUGUUCGUUCUCAAGGAUCUGUUGGUGUUGAUCCUGAUGUUCUUGUUGCCCGAGAUCAUAAUCGAGAUGCAUUGCUGCAAAACCUUGCAGCAGCUGUGGAGGGAAGGGAUAAAGUUCUGGUGGAAAUCUCCCGCCUUUGCAUCUUAGAAGGUAGGUUUCGUUCCGGUAGUAGCUUUAACUUGGAGGAAGCUCGCUCAAACCUUGAAGCCAGUUUUGCGAAUGAAGCUGAGAUUGUUUUUACAACAGUCUCGAGCAGUGGUCGUAAGUUAUUUUCUCGCCUCACUCAUGGUUUUGAUAUGGUUGUUAUUGACGAGGCGGCCCAGGCCAGUGAAGUAGCAAUUCUCCCUCCUCUUUCUCUUGGCGCUGCGCGAUGUGUUCUUGUUGGGGAUCCACAGCAGCUUCCUGCAACUGUUAUUAGCAAGGCAGCUGGAACUUUAUUAUACAGUAGAAGUCUUUUCGAGAGGUUCCAACAAGCUGGCUGCCCUACUAUGCUGUUAUCUGUGCAGUACAGGAUGCAUCCUCAAAUCCGUGAUUUCCCGUCUAGGUACUUCUACCAAGGACGUUUGACUGACAGCGAGAGUGUUUCCAAUUUGCCUGAUGAGGUAUACUACAAGGAUCCAUUGUUGAAACCUUAUGUAUUUUUUGAUGUUACUCACGGGCGAGAAUCGCACAGAGGUGGGUCUGUUUCAUAUCAGAAUAUUCAUGAGGCGCAGUUUUGUGUGCGGUUAUAUGAGCAUCUUCAAAAGACUCUGAAGUCCUGUGGCGGGAAAAAGGUGUCUGUUGGCAUAAUUACACCAUACAAACUACAGCUAAAGUGUCUUCAACGGGAAUUUGAGGAGGUUUUAAAUUCGGAAGAAGGUAAGGAGAUAUAUAUCAACACUGUAGAUGCAUUUCAGGGCCAGGAACGUGAUGUCAUAAUCAUGUCCUGUGUCCGUGCAUCAAACCAUGGUGUAGGCUUCGUUGCUGAUAUUCGUCGCAUGAAUGUCGCUCUCACUCGUGCAAGGAGAGCUUUAUGGGUCAUGGGAAAUGCAAAUGCUCUUGUGCAAUCUGAAGACUGGGCCGCGUUGAUUGCUGAUGCCAGGUCAAGGAAGUGUUUUGUAGACAUGAAUUCUAUCCCCAAGGACUUCUUGGUUCCGAAGGCUCCUGCUUAUGCUCCUCUGCUGGGCAAGGCUCCCUCUAACACGAGGGGAAUGAGGAUGCCUGGACCGAGGCACAGACAUUUGGACAUGCUUCCAGAGCCCAAGUCUACAACACAGUCUGAAGAUGACGAGAAGUCGAAUAUGUCGAUUUCAAGGAACGGAAGUUACCGUAAUUUAAAGGCGUAAACAAAGAAUUCCUUGGAUGAUUCGGAACAAACAGGAGAGAGUUUGAAGAUGCCUGGCCAUGCGGGUAUUUGAAAGAGGUGAUAUUCUGCUGGGCUUAGAGAAAACCUUGCUUCAUGACUAGCUAUGCGGGUAUUUCAAAGAGGUGAUAUUCUGCUGGGCUUAAAGAAAACCUUGCUUCAUGACUAGCCAUUUGGUGAUAUCCACAGGUUUUCUCUGCACCUUUGGGGGUUUGAGCAUCAAUUACAAACUACAGCUAGAUUCAUGUUGACAAUAUUUGCUUAUCAGACUUCUUGAAGCAGCCUGCAUGAUGACGGAACAACUAUCAUUUAGCCGUUGCUUGCAGCCUGAUGGUGGGGCUACAAUGCAUUCUUAACCGUGGAUGUUGGCUAGGAUAUAUGAUUGGAACAAGGUUAUGGUGGCCAGGAAUAUAACUGGGCUGAGGAGCUGCCUUCUGUUCUAGAAGAUUGUCAAGAUGUACCUAUAUUGCACAGGUCAUGCACCAAGCUAGCAAAGUUCCCUACUUAUUGGGCCUUGAUUCUCAUGACCUAUUGCAGCUGGCAAUGCAGAAUUUCUGAGUUUGCCACUUGAGAGUCCUGCAUAUGUUGCCAAAUUGGAUAAAUCACCAGGAGCACAUGCAAGACCCAGCCAUCGGAAUCUGCAAGUUAGUCAUGCUACCAGUAACAGGUGUCGUCCUUUCUAUUGCUUGUCUUGUUUGAGCGUCAAGAAAUACUGAAGUGAUUCGUGCAAGGAGAUAUUUAAGAAGUGAAUUGUCAUGGAUGUGCUAGAUCUGGGUUGUACACUGGGUGGGGCCCUGUGUAAACAUGUCUUCCAAAAGCUAAGCUGGUCCAAUCUUCAGGUGCGAUGGCAUGAUUAUGGAGUGUAAGGCCAUUGGUGACUGUCUGACAGCCAUUUUUCUUGUACAAGUGGGUCCGACCUGAUGAGCUGAUUGGCUUGAGGUACACACACACACACACACACACAACAAAAUGAUUGGCCCUGAUUUGCACCUCUUCAGAUUCACCUCUUCAGUCUCUCCUUGCAUGAAUCACUCCUGCUCCCCUCAUAAGCUCAAGCAUUGUAUAUGAAUUGGUAAGCAUUGCCAUCGACUCCAUAACCCACUACAACUGCAGCCUUGGCGACAAUGUUAACCUGGAUUGCAGUACAAGUUUGCUUGGACUCGUUUGCUUCUGAAUGACUUAACUCUGUACAUGCUUAGGAGUUAGGAUGCAUGCAUAGAUGCAUUAGGGAUGAAAGCAAUGUUCAAAAAUCUUUUAAGAUUAUAUAAAUUCUUGGGCUGUCGGAAGUAGAGGGCUGGAUGCGAAUGCAAUCCUCGAAAAGCUAAUCUCAAGUCUGUAGGAUACAGGAUCGUUUCAAAAAAAAAAAAAAACCUCUGUAAGAUACAGGAGAGUAGAAGAAAACUGUAGGGGGAUGUCUGUGGCAUCACUCUUCCGUUGUAUUGUACAUUAGCAUCAUAGUAAUUGAAUUCUUUCUUAUGCCUUCA
Magnolia sinica is the source of this 6074-nucleotide messenger RNA. RefSeq lists its product as uncharacterized. The coding region runs from base 503 to 4573 and encodes 1356 amino acids. The transcript is spliced from 10 exons. Gene Ontology annotation, molecular function: helicase activity. The record is from RefSeq and is a predicted model, not a curated record. NCBI's taxonomy places the organism in Eukaryota, Viridiplantae, Streptophyta, Magnoliopsida, Magnoliales, Magnoliaceae.